Messenger RNA from Pistacia vera, 3509 nucleotides. RefSeq lists its product as uncharacterized. The transcript has 15 exons. NCBI's taxonomy places the organism in Eukaryota, Viridiplantae, Streptophyta, Magnoliopsida, Sapindales, Anacardiaceae. Bases 181 to 3297 code for a protein of 1038 amino acids. Gene Ontology annotation, molecular function: phosphatidylinositol binding. The record is from RefSeq and is a predicted model, not a curated record.
UACUGUCUGUCUUCUUUGGUUGCUUCUCUGAAACUAAUCAGGUUUCUUUUUUUGUUUUUUUAACCAAACAAGGCCUUAUUUUCUGCGAUUAUCGAGAUUGAGAGAGAAAUAAUUGUAUUGAUGUUUAAUUUAAGAUUUAAAUUUCGUAUUUAAAGUUUUGAUAAAAGAAUUGGAGUGACAAUGAAGGCGAUGGAGACGAUACAAGAUCUGAUCGAGGAAGCCAAAGUACGUGCGGUGUGGUGGGCCUUGUGUAUAUUCGCCGUCUGUUAUUUCUUAUCUCAUACAAGUACGUCAAUGUGGAUGAAUUUACCCAUAUCCAUACUUAUAGCUUGCGCUCUACGAAUUCUAUCUAAUGAGGUAGAAUUCUCCUGGAAGGUUAAAAGAGUGCGUCCACAGAGUUAUUUAUCUCAGUUGGAGAAGAAACAGUUGUCUGCCAAUGAUUUUAGGCUUUCUAAUGCACCUCCCCCGCCAAGAUGGAAGCGGAAAAUUGAUUCUCCUAUCGUGGAGGCUGCAAUUAAUGAUUUUAUAAAUAAAAUUUUGAAGGAUUUUGUUGUUGAUUUAUGGUAUUCAGAAAUUACUCCGGAUAAGGAGGUUCCAGAGCUAAUGCGAACCAUAAUCAUGGAUGCUAUCGGUGAAAUAUCAGGAAGGGUCAAAGAGAUAAACCUUGUUGACCUGCUAACAAGAGAUAUAGUAGAUUUAAUUGGGGAACACUUAGAUCUUUUUAGAAGAAACCAAGCUGCUAUUGGUGUUGAUGUUAUGGGAAUGCUGUCCUCUGAGGAGCGGGAUGAAAGGUUGAAACAUCAUCUUAUGGUUUCUAAGGAGCUUCAUCCGGCAUUGAUAUCUCCUGAGAGUGAGUACAAGGUUCUUCAACGGAUAAUAACCGGAGUGCUAGCUGUGGUAUUAAGACAACGAGAAGCUCAGUGCCCCAUUGUUCGAACAAUUGCUAGGGAGCUUGUAACUUGUUUAGUGAUGCAACCUAUUAUGGAUUUAGCAAGUCCAGCGUGUAUCAACGAAUUGAUUGAAAUCAUUUUACUUUCAAUUAGAGAUGAUAGCACUAAAGAGGUAGGCAGUCAUCAGUCUCCAGGGGGAGUAUAUAAGGGAGAUUUUCCAUCAAAAAAAAAUUCUUCUUUGAAUAAUCAAGGGACAGAUAUGACUUUGGUUAAAUUCGAUGAUCAAAGAGAAACAUCUUUGGAUAACAACAGAUACCAGGAAGCUAUGCCUCUGCAUUCAUGUGAUUGGGCACAAGUGCUGAAGGCUGUCACCCAAAAAAGAGAUGAAGUUCUUACCCCUGAAAAUCUUGAGAACAUGUGGACGAAGGGAAGAAAUUAUAAGAGGAAAGAGCAGAAAAGUGUAAAAGCAGGAGUUGAAAAACAUGUAGCUAAAGGUUCAGGAAUAAAUAGUGCUGUGGCUACUGGAAUUAUGGGGAAGGAAAUGUCUAGCAGCAGGACUGAGCCAUGUGCUGGAGCAGAUGAUAAAGCUGUGUUACAGCUAACAGCGGGAUUAGGUCCUAACACUCAAUUAAGUGAUGGGAAUGAAAAUAUGAAACAUUUGCACCAGAUUUUUGAUAAACAAUCGUCAUUUGAUGAGGGACAUGUUGUUGCUGUGUUGGAAGAUAUUAAUAAUCUUGGUGCUGAUGGAAAUAAAAAUAGGCUUAAGAGAUCCAGUAGUACUUCUGCUCUUAAAGUCCUACCUGAAGCCAAAAAGGUUUUUACUGGAGAUAGUGGAGGGCCUGUUAUUGCUGAGUUCUACAGCCAAGAUUUUGGCAGGCGUAGGGAAGAAUAUAGGGGUACGAGUGCCUCUGAUAUAAAAGUCCAGAAUGAGCGACAACAUGUUCACAAGCUUAAGUGCCGGGUUAUAGGAGCUUAUUUUGAGAAACUUGGAUCAAAAUCUUUUGCAGUUUAUUCAAUUGCAGUGACAGAUUCAGAAAACAGAACUUGGUUUGUGAAAAGAAGAUAUAGAAAUUUUGAGCGACUGCAUCGACAUCUUAAAGAAAUCCCUAAUUACACAUUACAUCUACCUCCCAAAAGGAUAUUCUCCUCAAGCACUGAGGACGCCUUUGUUCAUCAACGCUGUAUUCAGCUUGAUAAAUAUCUGCAAGAUCUCCUAUCUAUAGCUAAUGUUGCUGAACAGCAUGAAGUGUGGGAUUUUUUAAGUGUUGCCUCAAAGAAUUACUCUUUUGGAAAAUCUUCAUCAGUGAUGAGAACCCUGGCAGUCAAUGUGGAUGAUGCUGUGGAUGAUAUUGUACGCCAGUUUAGAGGGGUUUCAGAUGGCUUAAUGAAGAAAGUUGUGGGUUCAUCUCCUAACUGUGAUGAAGCCUCUUCCUCCUCAUCCAGUAGAAACUUUUCAUUCAAGGCAGAUGAGAUAAGUACACAUGUUACAAGGCAAAGUACCUCUGAAACAGUUAAUAGCUUUUCUGACCAUGAAGAAGGUGAUAAAGACGAAAGCUAUGGCCAUCAGAAAGUCACAUCUGGUGCACAAGCUAGUGGUUGGCAUUCAGACAAUGAAUUGAACUCAAAGGGUUUUCCACCUCGGGUAUUGAAACAUGGUGAAGGUGCUAGAAACCUAGAUUUGUCGGGAAAACACAGUUCAGAUGCAAAAUCUGAAGGGUUUGCCCAGGGUGGAUUGCCUGCAGCCAAAUUUUCAGCAACUCCUGAUCAUUUAGAAAUUGGAAUGCCACCAGAGUGGACUCCAUCUAAAGUAAGUGUACCUUUGUUAAAUCUGGUUGAUACGGUUUUUCAGCUGAAGAGAAGAGGCUGGCUAAGAAGACAGGUCUUUUGGAUAUCAAAGCAAAUAUUGCAGCUGGUAAUGGAAGAUGCUAUUGACGACUGGCUUUUGAGACAAAUUUAUUGGCUUCGAAGGGAAGACAUUAUUGCUCAAGGAAUUUGGUGGAUUCAAGAUGCUCUCUGGCCGGGUGGCACAUUUUUUACAAGAGUGGGGAAUAUUCAAAGCAAACUUGAUGAUGCUCAAGCAGACCUGAACUUUUUUCAGGGUGGAAAUCAGUCUGGUGGCCAUAGGGCCUCAAAGUCAGUGUCCUUUGAGGAACAACUUGAAGCUGCUCGGAGAGCAAGUGAUGUCAAGAAAAUGCUCUUAGAGGGAGCUCCAACUACCUUGGUCAGCUUGAUUGGGCCUAAGCAGUACAAGCGGUGUGCCAAGGACAUAUAUUAUUUUACUCAGUCUUCUGUAUGUGUGAAGCAACUUGCAUACGGGAUACUUGAACUCAUAAUCCUAUCGGUAUUCCCCGAGUUGCGGGAUCUCAUACUAAAUCUUCAUGAGAAGAUGCGUGUUCCGCCUGCAUAGUAAGGCCUUAACUUUCACUCGCUCGGCAUGAUCUGGUCACUAUGCGCCAUGAGUAUUUUCAAUGAUAGUGCAUGUGAAUAUCAUAAUAUAGACAAGUGAGAAUCAGGACUGGUUAGAUACAUGGAAAUUUUUUAGGACUCUGGAAAUAGCUUGGCAUCUCCCAUUCAAUUGUACACAAUUGUACAUUAGAGCCUGUAUAGAAAUUAGAAAGA